Molecule: messenger RNA, 556 nt
Organism: Effrenium voratum
Lineage: Eukaryota; Dinophyceae; Suessiales; Symbiodiniaceae
Source: the annotation of a GenBank genome assembly
GGCUGCGAUGCUGGCCCCGCUGUUGGACCAGCUGAGCCCCAAGGUGUACGUGGCGUUCUGGCGCCAAUGUUCCUACACCUCCGCGGAGAUCUACCAGGAGCUUUUCGAGCUCAAGGCCAAGGGGAAGACGCCAGGGAUCCAUACUCUUGAGGAGGAGGAAGCUGUAGACGUUCGCAAGGCGGCCAGGUGCAAUGAGCUGGCCCGGAGUGCCAUCAAAUACUACGGGAUCUUUCUGGACAGUUACCAGCCUGACGGCAGAGUUGCGGAGAAGGUGGAGAAGGAGCACGCAUCUACGUACCUGAAUGCCAAGCUCAACCGGGCCCGGCUUCGGAUGAAGAUGUUGGGACUUCCCAUUGAGGACCGCAUCAAUGCGCACAGACAGGCCCUCGGGGAAUACGAGGAGAUCCUGGAGUAUGGCCAGCGGAACCCUGAGGUGGCGGAGAACGACGCCUCCAUGAGCCUCGAGCUGAAGCUGUGCUCGGAAAUGGCUGCUCUGCUGCCCAGCAAGCUGGCCCGCCUCACCAAGCUGCAGCGAAGCGCAUGAGAGAAGCGAGGG